CAGGAGUCUUGUUGGUAAGAAACGUGUAUUCUUGAAUAGAAAAUAAAACCCCAUCCCAUUGCACUCUUGUCCAAUCAUAGUUUAGACUCUAGAUCUAGCAGAUGCUGAUUAAAUUAACCAGACAAGUGUUACCUCAAAUCCAUAAUUUAUCAAAAGCACUUUUAGUCACCUCAGCGUCAGGAAGAAAUAAUUUUCAGUUGAAACAACGAAAUUUAAUGAUGGCGUCUGCUGCUGACUUUGAGAGAAUAGAUGGUAAAGCAGCAUUAGCUGAAAAAAUUCUGGCAGACCUGCAAAGUCAAAUUGAAGCUAUUAGGAAAGCUGCAAUUCAAAGUGCUGGCCUAGAAGAAGAAAAACAGCUUAUCAAGGAAAAUGAAGAGUUGAGAAAAGAAAUUGAAUCUGUAAAAACUGCAUUGUUUUUGGCUGAAGUAGGAAAUGGAGUUCGCCAAGUACAGCUACCAACUAAAGCCGCACUGUCAGCAUUCUCAACACAAAAACUCAAUACAUCUGAUUCUGUUAAGGUGACAAACCAAGUUAAACAGGAGUCUGUCCCACAGAGCUCACAGCAAGCAACUGAAAAGAAAAUUGAGGACUCUGGAAAGAAGACAAAGCAAAAAGAAUCCAAUAGUGGAGAACCUGUAAAUAAUAAGAAGGCCAAAAAAGAAAAAAUAGAAAAUGUUGAAGAAAGUAAAAAUGCUGGUGACACCAGUUUGAAAAAGAAAGCCAACGCAGAUAAUGAUAGCGGUGAUGGGACUGUAGAUGUCUCUCGAUUGGAUCUGCGUAUUGGUAAAAUUGUCUCUGUUGAAAAACACCCUGAUGCUGAUUCUUUGUAUGUGGAGAAAGUUGAUGUAGGUGAAGGUCAUCAUCGUACAGUUGUUAGCGGCUUAGUGAAACAUGUUCCAAUUAAUGCAAUGAAGGAUCGUAUUGCAGUAUUUAUGUGUAACUUAAAACCAGCCAAAAUGAGAGGAGUUCUUUCAGAAGGGAUGAUCAUGUGUGCAUCUGGUGCAGAGAAAACUGAAAUUUUAGUUCCCCCAACAGAUUCUGUCAUUGGGGACAGAGUGACUUGUGAGGAAUAUCCAGGUACACCUGAUGUGCAGCUGAAUCCAAAGAAGAAAAUUUGGGAAACAUUAAAACCAGAUGUAAGAACCAAUGCAGACAGAGUGGCCACCUACAAAGGUGCUCCUCUAUUAAUAAAAGGAAAGGGUGUAAUAGUAGCUCCUACUUUAGCCAACACACAGAUUUCAUAAAAAGUUUUUUUUUUUUAGAAUAGUUGUUUCAGCAUUACAUAUUGGCUUAGUGUAAAUGAACAUUCAUUGUUUUUUUUACCUAUUCCAUGGCUGUAUUAUAAAGACGCUAGUAAAAAUUUAGUUUAGUUAAUUAAGGACUGACAGUUGAAAGUGUCCAGUACUUUUUCUUCAUUUUCAUAGAAAUUUAAAAUUGUGCAUAUUUGUAGAAAAUAUUUUGUCAUUUUAAAAUAAAAAUAAUUGUAACCUGAUCAAUGCAACUUUGAAAAUAUUGACUGAAUGUCUAUGUGGAAGCAGUAGAGCAUGUAGCUUGAGCUAAUUGAAAAGUCAACUCCAUACUGUUACAUUUAGCAAAGAGUCAAGUGUUAAUUAGUUAUAAGGUCACCAUUCUCAGAAUCCAGCUGCUAUCAAAGGAUGUUCUUUUUGAGUCCAAUAUAAAUGAAGUAAUGAUAUAAUGAAAUAAAUAGUUGCAAAAAUUAUCCACAGAAUUGAAUGUUUUUGUUUUUUUUAAAUCCGUUAUUCCAUAAAUCCCCUUCAUGAUCAUGUACACAUGUCAAAGCUUUUUUUCUCUCUAUCCUUCUACAAACACCAACAUGGCCAAAUUUUUCUCACAUCAAAAACUUUAAAAUUGGAAAAUACUGAUUUACAUUGAUUCUAAAAUGUUAAUCUGGGAAAGGGAGGGGAUGAUACAGGUUUCAAACACAACCUUUAAAAAAUGUUAGUAAAAAUAACAGACUACCUGAUCAUUGGUGUUAGAAAUGAUUUAUAUGUAUAUGUACUGGUAUUUUGGUAUUUAUUACUCAAUUCACAAGCUAAACUCACUUUGUAUCAUUUUGUAGGCCAUUUAUGAAUUACAGGUAUAUGCUAUAUUGCCUUCCUUAUGUGAAUUGUUAGUUUAUAUAUACUAUACUGUUGAUGAUUUGCUGUGUUGUUUUAAAUAAAAGAUCAUAUUGUC
Molecule: messenger RNA, 2196 nt
Organism: Biomphalaria glabrata
Lineage: Eukaryota; Metazoa; Mollusca; Gastropoda; Planorbidae
Product: aminoacyl tRNA synthase complex-interacting multifunctional protein 1-like
Exons: 8
Coding region: 102-1244 (380 amino acids)
Molecular function (GO): tRNA binding
Source: RefSeq, a predicted model, not a curated record